Messenger RNA from Neocloeon triangulifer, 3146 nucleotides. It is a transcript of the gene prom, whose product is annotated as prominin-1-A. Gene Ontology annotation, cellular component: membrane. The record is from RefSeq and is a predicted model, not a curated record. Lineage: Eukaryota; Metazoa; Arthropoda; Insecta; Ephemeroptera; Baetidae. The transcript has 17 exons. The coding region runs from base 432 to 2873 and encodes 813 amino acids.
UCGUGUCUCGUCGGGGUCAAGAUUAAGCCCAAAUUCGGCCCGAAAAAGCCAAAAAUCGGCCGAAAUGCAACGUGAGAAAGGAGCACUGCAGUCGGCGCAGCAGCGUAGCGAGUUUAACUGACUCGGGAGAGCCGCUGAAGCCGCUCCCAGGCCAGUCUGACUCGCCGCCGGAAAGGGUGCCCACGACGACUGCCACACGCACCCCUUGUGCCAGGUGGAGGUGGUGCAGCAGCAGGUCAAGGUCGUGGCCACGGAGGAGCCGCCCGAGGAGGAGGACCAAGAAGUGCAGGCCACGGAGGCGGCAGGCCCUGCGGAGGAAAAGGAGCUCGAGUCGCAAAUUGAACCGACGCCUCACGUCAGCGACAUCAGCAACCUCAGCGCCGAAAGCAAGUUGCAGGAGCCGGAUUUGGAGGAAGUGGAGGCGACGAGUGAUGAGCGUCGCGGCGUCGAAUUCGGCGGCAACAACAACAUGUUGUCGACGCUGGUGUUCCCGCAGGUGCCCAGGGGAGACCUGUACAGGCUGCAGAAGUUCGGCCUGGACGACGGAUUCUUCGUGUUCAGCUACGUGGCCAAUUUCCUGGGCCUCUUCCAGCCGGCCGACUACCCCUUGGUCGCUGAGUUUUGAGCCUGGAUUCGUGGCGCUGCUGGUGGUCUUCGGCGUGCUGGCCCUGGUGGCGCCGUUCGGCCUGGCCACGUUCGGCUGCGUCGAGGCGUCCCGCAAGUGCCGCAGCACCAAAGAGUCGGACGACGCGAGCAGCUCGAGCUGCGACAGCAUCCGCGACGGCUGCGGCAACUGCAGGCGCAGGGGCGUCCUGUGCUGCCUCCAGAUCCUCGUCGUCCUCAUUGCGGCCGGUCUGACGGGGAUUUUCGUGGCCAACGAGCAGUUGGGCUCGGGAAUGGAGCGUUCGCCGGCGGUGAUGGACGCGGCCUUUUCCGACCUCUCCACCUACCUGAAAAACUCGCACAAGCAGCUGCACUUCGUGGUCAGCAGCGCCCUUGACCAGACCGUCGACGCCACCAUCACCGACCUGGACAACAUUGAGUCGAUCCUGGGUCGGCCGAUCCAACGGGAAAUUGCCGGCGAAACUGGAGUCGACGUUGCCAUGGACGUGCUAAUGGACAUCAGCAUGUCCACACACACAAUCGCGGAGAGGGCGGUGACCCUUCAGCAGAGUGCCGGGGCCGUGCGGACCCUUUCGCGCACCACCCAAGACCGUCUGGCCGAGCUCAAGAUGCAGGUGGACUCGUUCAGGCGCACGUGCAACCUGCGCGACCGGCCGUUGUGCGACACCAUCGACUCGGCCGGCCUCGAGGUCAAGAUCGACCUGGACAAGAUUAUGAAUGACGUGCGGCUGGCGGAUUUGCGGCGUCUGCGGAACGACACCCUCAGCUCGACGGCACAACAGGCGCGCAGCGAAUUCCAGUUCAUCCCUCACCAAAUGGCCGCAACCACGCGUGAAGCAAGAUUGGGCGUGAAACGCGAGUUGGACAUGCAGCGCAUUCUGAUUAAAGAGCAACUGCGCGGCCUGGAUGACUUGACGAAGCAUUUGAAUAACAAGAUUCAGCAGAUGAGGGAUUGGACGCUGAGCAACAUGGAAGGUGUUCCGGAAAUCGAAGAAUGGCGCUGGCUCGUCGGACUUUUGACGGCCUCGUCGGUGCUGCUGAUCUGGACCGUGUUGAUGUCGGCCAUCAGUUGCGGCUGCUGCGGAUCUGAGCGCAAAGCGGGAUGCACCCUAAUCUUCGCGCUGCUGCUGCUGGCCGUGCUCUCGAUCGCGCUGUGGGGCGUCGUCGUAAUGGCCGUGGUGAUCGGCGGCCACGGCGAGCUGUUCGUGUGCCGGCCGCUCUACCAGGAGCCCGACUUCACCGUCAUCACCACCCUCUUCGACAAGCCCAACAUGUUCUUUGGCAACAAGAAACCAGGCCUCUUCUCCAACGUCGGCUACAAGAACGACACGCUCGACGUCCCCAUCCGCACAGUCCUCGCAGAGUGUCGGGACAACCGUCCGGCGUACGAGACGUUCAAGCUGUCGCGCGUGUUCAACGCGGAGACGGCGACGGCGUUCAAGACGUGGCACGGCCUGCACGCCGAGCUGGACCGCAUGAGCGUGGACCAGAGUUUCCGGAACCUGCAGCUGCUGACGCCGAGUCUGCAGAAGACGCUGCAGGGCCUGCUCGACACGACGUCUGUUGACCUUUCCAGCCUGCGCGGCUCGCUGAGUGGCAGCGUGACAGCCAAAGAUUUGACCUCGUUCGCCACGCAAAUGGAGAACGUGGCCAACCAGAUCAAGGACGGCGCCACAACCGGCAGACUCCGCUCCCUCGUGACCAAAACUCGCAAACUCAUCAGCACCAACAUUCUGCCCCUCGAGACCAGAAGAGACGAGCUUGUGUACCAAUUAACAGCCCUUGAGGUGCAAUUAAUCCCCAUUGAGAAGCAAAUCACGCAGAGCAUGUCUCACUUGAAGACGAUUCAGUACUUCAUCGGCAACCAAGGCACCAACAUUGCUCAAGAGAAAAUGCGGCAAUUCACGGAGCGCAUUUUGAACUACGUGGCGCAAUUCCAGGACUACGUGGUCGACUCGGUGCAGGACACUGUGGCACCCUGUCGGCCCAUCUGGAACGUGUUCCAAGGCGUGCGCCAACUGCUCUGCCGCCAUCUGAUGGACCCCUUGAACGGAUUGUGGUUCUGCACUAUGUGGUGCAUGGUUAUGUUCCUGAUGGCCAUUCCGACCAGCAUAAAACUGAUCGGCUACUUCGACCAGCUGCGCAAGUCCAGCCUCUUGGCCAGAAGUCAAACGGGAAGCCAAGAAUCCCCGCCUGGCCCGUCCUGGACGUCGCCCGAGUAUGUAGAAGAAGUGAAACUUGAAAUCUGAACUCUCUAAUUCUUGCCCCCCUUCUCUUCUCCUCUUUUUAUAUUUUAUUUUGGUUUUUAUUUUUCGUUUCCAACCUUUUCUUCCCCGAUGUUUCAGUGAACCAGACCAAGUGGAAAUUUGGUAAACGGAGGUAUCGGGCAGUGUCUUGUAUUUUAAAACAUAAUCUAUUUUAUUGUUUUUUACUUCAAACGCAAAUUUAAAAAAUGUAAUAAUUGUGUUAGUACAUUUAAGUGUGAUGUAAAAUUGUAAAAAUACAAAAAUCUAUACAAAUUA